CCUAUUCAGUGCAUGCCGGUUGGAUUUGUGUCGGACUUCUUCUCAUACUGCUCUGACGUCAUGCACAUGGGGUUAACUAUGACCUCACAACAUAGAGCCAGGCCUCGCAACAACUGCCUUACACAGGGCAUGAUGAAGAGUGCCUGAUCGAAGAGCUGACUGGCCCUUAAUAGUAUAAUGUUUGGUGUAGAUGUAAUAUUUAACGCUAGAUUGUGGUCGAUGAUAGUCGAAUGCAAUGAAGGCUUCAUCUGGAGCAAACCGAUGGAGUGGUUGAUAAUAGCGACACAUGUUUUCCUGUCCUCCGGUGCUCUUCUGACCACUAGUGGCGAAAAUCCCGUAUAGCACUGAAUCAUCCAUCGUCUGCAGAGUGCUGCUACGCUGACGUGUGGAUUGUCGUCCAGGUCCAUCUUUACGGAAACGUAUGGAAAUGAGCUGUCAAGCCGCAAACCAGCUGUUGCCUGCCUCCAGAUGAGCCCUUUGUGCAACAUUUCAUCAACCCGUCCGCACACAAUCCAAGGGAUGACAGCGCAAAGGGUUUCCCACCUGGUGCAAGCCUACGUGGCCCUGGUGCUCUGCUUCUCCGAAGUCCUGCACGCCGCCUCGGAGUCGAGCAGAAGUUACUACGACGUUCUCAAUGUGGAGCCGUCGGCCACGGACAGCCACAUAAAGAAGGCCUUCCGCCGACUGGCCAUCAAGUGCCACCCAGAUAAGGACAAGAGCGCUGAUGCGGAGAAGUCUUUCAGGGAGAUUGUUGAAGCCUACACGGUGCUCUCCACCAAGGAGAAGAGGAAGCGGUACGACAGCGUGGGCCACGAGGCUUUCCUCAAAGACGAGGAGGCCUCUGAUGACCCCGAGGAUGAACAUGACACAAGCUUCCCUUUUGGUGUGGAGGACCUAUUCCAUGACUUCGAUGGGAGUCCCUUUGCGGAGGAGACAUUCUUUCGCAGGACUUUUUAUCACAAUGGGGCGGAUAUGGAUGGUCCAUAUGAGCAUUCCAUUAUGGAAGAGUCCGAUUACAGCUUCAUUCUUGGGGAUGAAGAAGAAGAGCAUUAUUUCUACUAAAUGUUCCUCAUCUUUGACCCUCUAUGAUUACUCAUGUUUUGUGUGUAUUUUAAUGUUUUUUUUUAUGAUUAAGUCUCCCUAAUAAAUUGUUAUCAUAUUAUCCGUGUCUCAUAUGUAGAAAUCCAAAUGAUCAGAUCUGUUAUGUGUUUUUAAAGAGCUCCAUUGACUGGCACUUGGCUCUGAUGUCUCUGCCUACUCCUUUUUUCCUAAUUUAAACAGUCACUGAUCUCUACACCACUCAACCCAAUUUCAAAACCAUGUCUUUUUUUUAGCCUUAUGAUUAUUAUAUAGACACCAUUCCAGUUUUUCCGUCUAAUCUCUUUAUAAUGUACGUUGGUGUGUUUGUGGUUGAACACUCUCUCUAAAUAAACCUGACUUGAAUAUGGAC
Molecule: messenger RNA, 1450 nt
Organism: Pungitius pungitius (ninespine stickleback)
Lineage: Eukaryota; Metazoa; Chordata; Actinopteri; Perciformes; Gasterosteidae
Product: dnaJ homolog subfamily B member 9-like
Exons: 4
Coding region: 469-1062 (197 amino acids)
Cellular component (GO): endoplasmic reticulum
Molecular function (GO): misfolded protein binding; protein-folding chaperone binding
Source: RefSeq, a predicted model, not a curated record